GUGGACCAGCGCACGUGAUGUGGUAGGACGUGAUGUGAGCUGCUGAACUCUCAUCCAUCCGCGCGCACAAGUUGCUCCCGGAGACAUCAAGAGGAUGGAGGUGGAGAUGGAGAGCUGCUCGGACCCGGGACACCGGGGAGACCUGCUCCCCAAAUAAUAUCCAUGAUGAUGAUGAUGAUGAUGAUGAUGAUUUUGGCGCCCUGUCCAAACCCCGCGCGUCUCCAAGUAACGCAGGCUUGAGUGAGUGAGUGAGCGCGCGCGCGGCGUCUCGAGACAGGCGACUUCCUCGGCGUCUUCACGCAGCAGCCGAUGGAGCAGGAGAACCUGUGAGAGCCUCAGUUCGUUCGGGAGGAUCGGGAAUGUCUGGGAUGUCCGGGAUGUUCGGGAGGAGGAGGAGGAGGAGGAGGCUGUCCGGGACCGUUACCCUGCCGCUCCUCGUGGCGCUCGUGUGCUGCGCGCGGAGCGCCAAUGAACCAGGAAACAUGUCUUUCGUGAAGGAGACAGUGGACAAGCUGCUAAAGGGAUAUGACAUCCGUCUCCGUCCUGACUUUGGAGGUGCUCCAGUGGCAGUUGGGAUGACCAUCGAUGUGGCAAGCAUCGACAUGGUGUCUGAAGUCAAUAUGGACUUCACGCUGACGAUGUAUUUCCAGCAGUACUGGAGGGAUAAGCGUUUGGCGUACUCGGGGAUUCCUCUGAACCUGACCUUGGACAACAGAGUGGCAGAUCAGCUCUGGGUUCCUGACACUUACUUCCUGAACGAUAAGAAGUCCUUCGUCCACGGCGUGACCGUCAAGAACCGCAUGAUCCGGCUUCACCCGGACGGAACCGUCCUCUACGGUCUGAGAAUUACCACGACUGCUGCUUGCAUGAUGGACCUGAGGAGAUACCCGCUGGACGAGCAGAACUGCACCCUGGAGAUAGAGAGCUAUGGCUACACCACUGAUGAUAUCCAGUUCUACUGGAGAGGAGGAGACAACGCCGUGUCCGGUGUGUCCCAGAUUGAGCUUCCUCAGUUCUCUAUCGUCGACUACAAACUGGUGUCGCGGAACGUCGUCUUCUCCACAGGAGCUUACCCACGCCUAUCACUCAGCUUCAAGCUAAAAAGGAACAUUGGAUAUUUUAUCCUGCAGACCUACAUGCCCUCCAUCCUGAUCACCAUCCUGUCCUGGGUCUCCUUCUGGAUCAACUAUGAUGCUUCAGCUGCGAGAGUGGCUUUAGGUAUCACGACAGUCCUCACCAUGACUACCAUCAACACCCACCUUCGAGAAACGCUGCCCAAGAUCCCAUAUGUCAAAGCCAUAGACAUGUACCUGAUGGGCUGCUUCGUCUUUGUCUUCUUAGCCCUACUCGAGUACGCCUUCGUCAAUUACAUUUUCUUCGGACGAGGCCCUCAGAUGCAGAAGAAAAUGGCGGAGAAGGCCGAGAAAGCCAACAACGAUCGGACUAAAUACGACGGAAACAAGUCUGUUCAGGAGGGAGGGAAUUGCAAGGCGUCUGGAAUUAAACAGUCCAAUCAGGUACAAGGUCACCGUCACUCACAAGGGGUGGACUCUCAGGGGAACAUCCUGCUGACCACGCUGGAGAUCCAUAACGAAGUGGCCGGGACCGAGAUCACCACCAGCGUCAGCGACGCGAGAAACUCCACCUCUGUGAUGUUGGAUAACUCAGGGAUCCAGUACAGGAAGGCGGGCGGGCUGCGGCGGCACAGCGUGGAGCGCAACGCGCAGCCCAAAAAGGCUCGACUGCGCAGACGCUCGUCACAGCUGAAAAUCAAAAUCCCAGAUCUUACGGACGUCAAUGCCAUCGAUCGAUGGUCACGGAUAAUAUUCCCCAGCGUCUUUUCCCUUUUCAACCUCAUCUACUGGCUUUACUACGUGAAUUAAGCCAGAGAUUCGAGUCUCCUUUCCCUUUUCUUUUCCCUUUACUUUUCAUUUCACAGCUAAUGAACUUUUUUUCUUCAUUUUUUUUUUCAAGGACGGUUUCAGUUCAUGCUAAUUUUUGCAUUUCAGUGCAGCGUACGAACGCGUACGGACAGCCUCAUAGAACAACAGACAAAUACGUUUUCUAAACUUCGAAGCCAUGAGACUCCCGCGUGAUGUGAUCGGACCCUUUUUAUUGGCUCACAUCAACCUGCAUCGACAAAAAAUAAAGGCAGAGGAGAAACACACACACACACACACACACA
Molecule: messenger RNA, 2185 nt
Organism: Clarias gariepinus (North African catfish)
Lineage: Eukaryota; Metazoa; Chordata; Actinopteri; Siluriformes; Clariidae
Gene: gabrb3
Product: gamma-aminobutyric acid type A receptor subunit beta3
Exons: 10
Coding region: 360-1883 (507 amino acids)
Biological process (GO): chemical synaptic transmission; nervous system process; regulation of membrane potential
Cellular component (GO): neuron projection; GABA-A receptor complex; membrane
Molecular function (GO): neurotransmitter receptor activity; GABA-A receptor activity; extracellular ligand-gated monoatomic ion channel activity
Source: RefSeq, a predicted model, not a curated record